Molecule: messenger RNA, 483 nt
Organism: Ceratosolen solmsi marchali
Lineage: Eukaryota; Metazoa; Arthropoda; Insecta; Hymenoptera; Agaonidae
Product: optic atrophy 3 protein homolog
Exons: 2
Coding region: 1-483 (160 amino acids)
Biological process (GO): regulation of lipid metabolic process
Cellular component (GO): mitochondrion
Source: RefSeq, a predicted model, not a curated record
AUGCAUUUUCAUUUCCCGGUUCUGUCACUUAUGAAUCAAUUCUUCCGACAAAUUACGAAACCCAUAUCGAAGCGCAUAGUGAAAUAUGCAAGCGAUUCGCCAAUUUUCCAGCGGUACUUCCUGUUGAUACCCGGGAAAUUUUAUUAUAAGUUAGAAAACAGCGUAAAAAUGAUAGAAAGGGAGAAAGAUUCGGCUGGUAAAAACGAUAAGCAGAUGAUUAGCAACGAAAAGGCAAUUGAAAUCGGCUCUGAGCUCAUGAUGGAGACUGUGAUAUUUGUUCUACUCGCUAGUAUAAUGGUGUUGGAGUGGCAACGCUCUCAAUGGACAUCGGCCGUUCAAGAAAAGAAGUUUCAAGAAAAUAUGAAUAAUUUGCAAGAGCUCUUACACGAAGUACGCCAAAAAAUGGCAUUAAAUGACCGAAUGAAUCAAACGACCCAAGAAUUGCUUCGAGAAGUCGAAAAAUCGAUUUUGAAGAAGCCAUGA